UAGAGUUUGUCUCUGCGCUGCUGUGCAUAGUAGCCUUGAAGGUUCAUUAGCAUAAGCAAAAGCAACUAGACAGUCCAGAUCUACAAAGUACCUAAAUGAUCUCUAUACUAAAGCUUAGCUCUCAGAAAGUUACGGCUCGCCAUCUACCAUCCGCGCUGGAGGUCUGCAGAAGACGGCUUCAAAAAUGUAUGCAAGGCGUUCAAGGACGUUCACGAGAAGCUCAACGUGCGCGGUUAUCACCACCCCGCAGUUGACAACAUCUCGAAACAA
This is a messenger RNA of Baudoinia panamericana UAMH 10762, 270 nucleotides long. RefSeq lists its product as uncharacterized. Bases 96 to 254 code for a protein of 52 amino acids. Lineage: Eukaryota; Fungi; Ascomycota; Dothideomycetes; Mycosphaerellales; Teratosphaeriaceae. The record is from RefSeq and is a predicted model, not a curated record. The transcript has a single exon.